AUGCCAGUUCUCAGCAACGCUUUUGCUUUGGAAAAGAAGAAAUACAGAGCUCAGCCGGCUGCUCGCUGUCCGAAGGCUUGCAGUUCCCCUGCCUUGGCUCAGCGGGUCUUCUCAUCAGCCGCAGGAGGCCAAGCCCUGUACCUGAAGGGAAAGAUCCAGCUCUAUUUCGCUUGCUUACCAGAGGAAAAGGUUCCUUAUGUUAACAGCCCUGGAGAGAAACAUCGAAUUAAACAGCUUUUGUACCAGUUGCCACCACAUGAUAAUGAGGUGCGAUACUGCCAGUCUCUGAGCGAAGAGGAGAAGAAAGAACUGCAGGUGUUCAGUGCCCAGCGGAAGAAAGAAGCCCUUGGAAGAGGAGCAAUCAAGCUUUUGUCCCGAGCAGUGAUGCAUGCCGUGUGCGAGCAGUGUGGGUUGAAGAUAAAUGGAGGUGAAAUUGCAGUGUUUGCCUCCCGCGCGGGCCCUGGAGUGUGUUGGCACCCUUCCUGUUUUGUCUGCUUCACCUGUAACGAGCUGCUGGUCGACCUCAUCUAUUUUUACCAGGAUGGAAAAAUUCACUGUGGCAGGCACCACGCUGAACUGCUCAAACCACGGUGUUCAGCAUGUGAUGAGAUCAUUUUUGCUGAUGAGUGCACAGAAGCCGAGGGUCGCCACUGGCACAUGAAGCACUUCUGCUGCCUUGAGUGUGAGACGGCCCUGGGAGGACAGAGGUACAUCAUGAAGGAUGGCCGCCCGUUCUGCUGCGGCUGUUUUGAGUCUCUGUACGCGGAGUACUGUGAAGCCUGUGGGGAGCAUAUCGGGGUUGACCACGCCCAGAUGACGUACGAUGGGCAGCACUGGCAUGCCACAGAAGCCUGCUUUUCUUGUGCCCAGUGUAAAGCUUCUUUGUUGGGCUGUCCUUUCCUUCCCAAACAAGGCCAGAUUUAUUGCUCAAAAACAUGCAGCCUUGGGGAAGACGUCCAUGCCUCUGAUUCUUCUGACUCUGCGUUUCAGUCCGCCCGAUCCAGAGACUCCAGAAGAAGUGUCCGGAUGGGCAAAAGCAGUCGGUCAGCCGAUCAGUGUAGACAGUCUCUUCUCUUGUCUCCUGCUCUGAACUACAAGUUUCCUGGCCUGUCAGGCAAUGCUGAUGACACCCUUUCUCGGAAGUUGGAUGAGCUGAGUCUCUCUAGGCAGGGAGCAAGUUUUGUCAAUGAAGAAUUUUGGAAAGGCAGAGUGGAGCACGAAACCCCAGAAGAGCCUGAAGAAUGGGCCGAGCAUGAAGAUUAUAUGACACAGCUCCUCCUCAAGUUUGGUGAUAAAAGCCUCUUUCAGCAGCAGCCCAAUGAGAUAGAUAUUCGAGCCAGUGAGCAUUGGAUAUCUGAUAACAUGGUUAAAAAUAAGACCGAGUUAAAGCAAAAUAACCAGAGCCUUGCAAGUAAAAAAUACCAAUCUGAUAUGUAUUGGGCACAGUCCCAAGAUGGACUGGGUGAUUCUGCUUAUGGCAGCCACCCAGGCCCUGCAAGCAGUAGAAGGCUCCAGGAGUUAGAUCUGGACCACGGGGCUGCAGGAUAUAACCAUGAUCAAACACAGUGGUAUGAAGAUUCCCUGGAGUGUUUGUCAGACUUGAAACCAGAGCAAAGUGUUCGAGAUUCUAUGGAUUCUUUGGCUUUAUCUAAUAUCACAGGUACGUAAUCUAGGGAUUAUGGGGUAUUUAGAAAAAAG
Molecule: messenger RNA, 1698 nt
Organism: Leptonychotes weddellii (Weddell seal)
Lineage: Eukaryota; Metazoa; Chordata; Mammalia; Carnivora; Phocidae
Source: RefSeq, a predicted model, not a curated record